Molecule: messenger RNA, 616 nt
Organism: Habropoda laboriosa
Lineage: Eukaryota; Metazoa; Arthropoda; Insecta; Hymenoptera; Apidae
Product: ADP-ribosylation factor-like protein 3
Exons: 5
Coding region: 44-586 (180 amino acids)
Biological process (GO): cilium assembly
Cellular component (GO): microtubule cytoskeleton; cytoplasm
Molecular function (GO): GTPase activity; GTP binding
Source: RefSeq, a predicted model, not a curated record
ACCACGUUUCUGUUGCAGUUUUUUACGAAUAAAAGAACGAAAUAUGGGACUGUUGUCGAUUUUGAGAAAACUGCGUUCGAACCCGGACAAAGAAUUACGGUUGCUUCUUCUGGGGUUAGACAACGCUGGAAAGACGACUAUUUUGAAAUCUUUAGCCAGCGAGGAUAUUACACAGGUGACGCCGACGCAAGGCUUCAAUAUAAAAAGCGUCCAAAGCGAAGGUUUCAAGUUGAACGUUUGGGACAUUGGAGGUGCGCGAAAAAUUCGCCCGUAUUGGCGAAACUAUUUCGAAAACACGGACGUUCUGAUCUACGUGGUGGACAGCGCCGAUAUAAAAAGACUAGAGGAAACGGGUCAAGAAUUGUCGGAACUUUUGCUGGAGGAGAAGCUAAGAGGUGUUCCACUAUUGGUGUAUGCAAAUAAGCAAGAUCUUGGACAAGCGGUAACCGCGGCCGAAAUAGCAGAAGGUCUUGGAUUGCACAAUAUCAAGGAUCGCGAUUGGCAGAUACAAUCGUGCAUAGCGACGGAGGGAAAAGGCGUGAAGGAGGGCCUUGAGUGGGCAUGCAACAACAUCAAGAGGAAGUAACGGGACGAGAACCGUGAAACAAUGGAACAG